UUUCCAGUUUUAUCCUGAGAGAUAAAAGACUGACCAUGUAUGCAGUUGUUACUCAGCAGGACUCAGAUGAGUUGAUGGUGGUAGCAUCAAACUGGUUGAGCCAAGACAAGAAACACUGUUACUGGCCUCCAUUCAAAUCACCAGAGAAGUGCAUGGAAGCUGUUCUGAACAGAAUUAAACCUGAAACUGAAGGGAAACCAUGGGAGAAAUUAAAUAUUAACUUUCACAGGGAAUAUGGCACUUUUGAUGAGGCGAAAGAGGGUCAAAAAGAAAUCAAAGAACAGAAGGAACGACAAAGACUUGAAAGCACUCAAGGAAUGUCAAAACAUCCUCCUGCACCACCUGCAUCUACAUCCAGAAUGUCAGCUGAUGACAAGGAUCAGCUCUUCCAAAUGACGAGAAACAUCAAGAGCAUGGUUCAGGGAAACUCUACUAUGUUAAAGAAACUACUCAAAGACAAAGAAUCUGAGGUCCCCAGCAAUACCAGCAUUCCUUCUAAAGACGAUAAAACAAACCUAAAACUGCCUCUUAGAACGAUUAAAGAAGUGACCAGAACUGAAAGAGAGCUCAACAACACAGAAACACGCAAACAAUAUGUAAAAUAUCUGUCAACACUUGGAGGUUUUGGGCAAAAGGGUGUGAUUAAGAAUAUUAUGCAGCAAGUUCUGUCAGACGAUCUGGCUAUGCAGUUCAACUGGCAUGGGAGAGGAGAUAAAAAGGCUUUCUCUAAGCUUAUUUUAACAGAUGUGAUCAGAGAUGCUGCAUCAAAACAAAGUGUAAUGAGGGCAGACUGUGAAACUGAAAUAAAAAAUUAUUUGCGGUGCAUAGCUGAUCGAAUCAGUCGGAAGAGACCAAGAGAUUGUGGAGGUGUGACUUCAGAUGUGACUUCUCACUGUGCUAAUAUAAAAUCCAUCAGGAAAUAG
This is a messenger RNA of Sinocyclocheilus rhinocerous, 923 nucleotides long. RefSeq lists its product as uncharacterized. The transcript has 8 exons. NCBI's taxonomy places the organism in Eukaryota, Metazoa, Chordata, Actinopteri, Cypriniformes, Cyprinidae. The record is from RefSeq and is a predicted model, not a curated record. The coding region runs from base 36 to 923 and encodes 295 amino acids.